GCUCCGGCCCGGGGCGCGGGGCCGCUCCGCCGCCGGGGGCUGCACAGGCAGAUGUGCCAAGUCCAGCUGAAGCCACUGUGGGUGUGAGGAAGGCAGUGCAGCACCAUGACUGUGGCACAGGGGGUUCUCCUCCGCCCCAUCACCAUGGGACUGCUCCUGCAGAGCCUCUUCCUCCUCCUCCUCCUCCUCCUGGGCUCCUGCCUCCACCCAGCCACUGCCUUCCCCAAGGGCUGCUACCCCUCAGAAGAGGAGGGGCUGAAGACCUUUCGCUGCAGCAACGCUCAGCUGACCGAGGUCCCCAGGGACAUCCCCAAUGACACCAACAAGCUCUACCUGGACUUCAACCAAAUCCCCUUCCUGCCUCGCGAUGCCUUCCGGGACCUGCCACUCCUGCUGGAGCUGGAUCUCUCCCACAACGCCAUCGCCAGAAUUGAAACUGGGGCUUUCCAGGGCCUGGCAGAGCACCUGCACUCUCUGGACUUGUCUUCCAACAGGCUGGUGUCGGUCAGCAAAGACGCCUUGAGCAACCUGAAAGCCAAGGUGAACCUGUCCAACAACCCGUGGCUGUGCGACUGUCGGCUGCAGGAGCUGAUGCGAGCGGUGGAGCUGGCGGCCGACUCCUCGGGGGGCAUCGUGUGCGACUCCUCCACGCAGGAGGAGCACGUGGGCAAAGCUUUCCUGCAGGUCAUCGCCGACACAGACCUCUGCAACGUGUACAAGAAGACCACGGACAUCGCCAUGCUGGUCACCAUGUUCGGCUGGUUCGCCAUGGUGAUCUCCUACCUGGUUUACUACGUGAGGCAGAACCAGGAGGACGCCCGGCGGCACCUGGAGUAUCUCAAGUCACUGCCCAGCAAGCAGCGGCGAUCGGAGGAGUCGUCCACCAUCAGCACUGUGGUGUGAGCACCAGCAUCCUGCAGGACAUGGGCACGUGUGGAGCUGGGGACCGGCCACUCCAGGGGCUGUCAGCAGCCACUGGCAUCGCACAGAGAUACUCAUGGAUUUGUUCUGUUCUCCUCCUGGAAGCAGCA
Molecule: messenger RNA, 1031 nt
Organism: Lonchura striata (white-rumped munia)
Lineage: Eukaryota; Metazoa; Chordata; Aves; Passeriformes; Estrildidae
Source: RefSeq, a predicted model, not a curated record